CAUAAUGUUCACCUAAAUGUAACUAGACAACAUAAACAGCAGCAGCUUAACUAUCACUCCCAUCUACAAAACACACAAACAGCGAUAUUGUUUGUGCCAUUAAGUUCCAGGGAAGAAAUUAUUUGCAUGAGUAUCAGUAUUUAUAAUCAGCUAGUGCCGUGCCUUUUGUGACGCAAAGACCAAUAGGUUAGGCAAAACAGAGCAGCUCAUCUUUCACCUUUGUGAGGAGACAGCACCACCACAGAUAAUGUUUAUGAGAGGGGUAUUUCUAAAUAUUUUGCUUGGUAAUCUCCUCAUAGCUGGUGCUGGCUCUAGCUGUGUUCCUAUCCAGUGUCUGAGAUGUAACACCACAGGAGAAACUCGUGCAGAUCCUUGUGUACUCUGCUCAAACAAUUCAACAGAGUGCCAUGAUAUUCCAUCAAACUGCACCAAAGACUUUCAGGUUUCGGUCAACAGCACUGGAUCCAACAUAAAAGAGGGUGGGGACAUUACUCUGACAUGUCUCCAUAACUAUCCCGAUUUGAAUCUGACGUUUGGGUGGAAGAGGAACAAGGACAUCCUGGAUGGUGCCAAUAAAAGCAAGCUGUUUCUCAAAAAGGUGCUGUCGGAUAAAGGAGGCCAGUACAUGUGCCUCGUGAACAGCUUGUGUGGCAGUUCCGAGUCUCUGCCACUCAAUGUCACUGUAGAGAACCAAAGUCUGUUGAUCCUGGUUAUCUGUGGUGUUUCUGCUUUGGUCCUGGUCUUGAUUAUGGGCCUGGCUAUGAAGUACAAGCUGAAAAGAGACAGCGGUAAAGACAUUAGUUCAGGUUGUUUGUUACACCACGUAGACAGAGAAUAUUGUCUUGAAUGCAAAUCAUGUUUAAAGAGAGAUAUAGUGUAGGGAUAUGUACAAACAUGUUUGGAAAAUCUGCUUAUUGGCUUCCUUGCAUGAGAAGAUUGUUAACACUUAUAUCUGUCCAUAAAAAAUAAAGUUUCAGUCUGCAGUAAGUUAGCUUAGCUUAGCACAAAGACUGGAAACGGGGGGAAUCAACUAGCCUGUCUCUGUCCAAAACUAACAGAACCGAACAGAACCUCUGAAGCUCACUGAUUAACAUGUGAUAUCAGGUUUGUUUAAUCCGUACACAAACUGAAGGGUAAAAAUGGCAAAGUUACCAGGGGUUUUGUCUUUGCAAGGAGCAGUUGCCAGGCAACCGGCAGAGACUCCAGGAGUCCAUAUUUACUAUAUUGUGAACUUUAUUUAAUGUCCGCAUUUCAUUUGGGUGUCUGAAAUCUCAGUGUCUAGACAACAAAUUAGCUUUUUUAAAUUUAAUUCAAUCUUUACAGAUUAAACAAAGAAAAUGUUGCUUUAAGGGUUGGACUUUGUUACCUUUGGACAGAGCCAAGCAAGGUGUUUCCAGCCUUAAUGUUAAGCUCAUUGACUGACUCCAGCAACACAUUUUUCAUACAGACCUGAGAGUGCUGUUGAUCUAACUCUACUAAAAAUAUAUUAUCCUAGACUUCAAUUUGUGCAUCCUGCUAAUCUUAGAAAUUACAGGUUUGACUACUUAUGUACAUUAUAAAGUCUGACACUCCCCUUUUUUCUCUCUGCAGCUAAACACAGAGAGAGGAGGCUGCAGAAGGAAAUGGAGCAGGUCCAGUUUCCUUCACAUCAAUAGAGUCCUAAAGAAGAACCACCUUCAUCUUAAACAUUAAUGAAUAGGGAUUUAGUGAUAUUGUUUCAUAAUUUUCAGUUGAUGUAUGUAGACAUAAAACAUCCUUGAUGAAGUGUGUGUGAUAAAUUGAGAUUACAAGCUUAUGUUUAGAGCCAUUUCCAGCCCAGGGACCCUUUGACCAGAAAGCCUGUUUAGUUGAGGAAAAGAGUCUAGAAAUGUUUUAAUCCAGACACAGCACAUGCGUGCUCAAACUAAUCCCCAUGAACGCGCUACUCACAGGAACCAACACUACAAACGACCCAAACGGAGCAGCUUUAUAGCCGCUGGCAUGUACUGCUUAUAUGGGAUGAUAUUGCUAUCCACUCCUCUCCAAGAGAGGGAUGGGUUUGGGAUUUGAUAGUUGAUUUAGAAAUAAAUCCCCAUGGUUCAAUAACAUGAUAUACAUUACAUUACAUUGCAUGUCAUUUAGCUGACGCUUUUAUCCAAAGCGACUUACAAU
Cyclopterus lumpus (lumpfish) is the source of this 2151-nucleotide messenger RNA. RefSeq lists its product as uncharacterized. The transcript has 7 exons. The record is from RefSeq and is a predicted model, not a curated record. NCBI's taxonomy places the organism in Eukaryota, Metazoa, Chordata, Actinopteri, Perciformes, Cyclopteridae. The coding region runs from base 248 to 880 and encodes 210 amino acids.